AUGCGUAUUAAACUGUACAAGCCCCUUCCCGACCAGCAGUUGGUCCUGUAUUCGGAUGCUUGUAAGACUGCUGUCGGGAUGACGUUAUUUGUCCAUAUCCCCGGAGGAAUCCUACGCUUUGUUGUGGAAGAAGUUACCGAUGCGUAUCUGGUCGACCGAGCGUUGGAGGCGGCGAAGCUCCAAGCAAUAGCCGAGCCAGACGUAGGCCUAGAGAACUUGGCUACCUAG
Molecule: messenger RNA, 228 nt
Organism: Sphaeroforma arctica JP610
Lineage: Eukaryota; Ichthyosporea; Ichthyophonida
Exons: 1
Coding region: 1-228 (75 amino acids)
Source: RefSeq, a predicted model, not a curated record